UUCUCCCCCCCCCCCCUUACUCUCUCUCAGGCACACACAGCAGCCCCGGGUAAAUAGGAAAGGACAGAUCUUCUCUGCUAUUUUUAAGAAGAACGAAGGCUAAAUUAAAAGUGGUAUUUUAGUGCCUUUUCCCAUAUUUUUUUCGCUACACUUUACCCUCCGCCCUUCCUACCACCGGGUAGAGCUCUUGGCUGGGGUUCGGAGGUUCAGGGAGAAAGUUUAGGCUUGUUAAUGUUACUGUCAAUUGUUUCUGGGGAGGGGGCGGAAUUGAGGGUGGGAGAAGGGUUGCUUGCGCCCCCCCCUUCUUUCCUCUCUGUGGUUCUCCAGGGUUAUUGGAGAAUAAUACUCCAAGUGACAGCCCGAAGUAGACUUUAUGCUUUUUUUACGCCGGAGAGCCUAGGAGAUAGAGAGCUAGAAGAGAACCUUCUUUUUCUCAUUAGACCUCGUCCGCAGUGAUUUUUCGCUUUUAAAGAAAAGAUAAUCAGCGACCAACACCCCCCAACACCCCACACCCCCAAACACCAUCUCAUUGUGGACCUUAUAGCGCUUUUUGCUUUGUUUUUGCGGCUUUUUUCAACGUUUCACUAGUCAGAUCAAUUUUAUCUUCUCUCUACUCACUUCCCAGUCUCCCUCCUCCCCCAUCGAAAACCCUGUUCUCCAACAGACAUUUGAAAAAACAACAUUUUUUGAAUUCUGAUUUUUGCGCUCAUGGCUUCUCCUCAUCUUGACGUUUAUUUCUGCCCUUCCCCCGCUUAGGGGGGGAGGGGGGUGGGGGAGACAAAAUAAUACAAUUUAAGGGGGAAGUCGCCUUCAGGUCUGCUGCUUUUUUUUUUUUUUUAAUAAAAAAAAGGAUAUAGAAAAACAUCAGUCUUGAACUUCUUCCUCUUCAAGAUCUCGGGCUGCAAAGGAAAUCUCCUUUGUUUUUGUUAUUUAUGUGCUGUCAAGUUUUGAAGUGGUGAGUUUCAGGUGAUUUUUAGAGGCGGGACUGAGUAUGGAUCAUUUGAACGAGACAACUCAGGGGAAAGAACAUUCAGAAAUGUCUAACAAUGUAAGCGAUCCGAAGGGUCCACCAGCCAAAAUUGCCCGCUUGGAGCAGAAUGGGAGCCCAUUAGGAAGAGGAAGACUUGGAAGUACAGGGGCUAAAAUGCAAGGAGUGCCUUUAAAACACUCUGGACAUCUGAUGAAAACAAACAUUAGAAAAGGAACAAUGCUACCUGUUUUCUGUGUGGUGGAGCAUUAUGAAAAUUCCAUUGAAUAUGAUUGUAAGGAGGAGCAUGCAGAGUUUGUGUUGGUAAGAAAGGACAUGCUUUUCAACCAACUGAUAGAAAUGGCAUUGCUAUCUCUUGGAUAUUCUCACAGUUCUGCUGCUCAAGCCAAAGGGCUAAUCCAAGUUGGAAAGUGGAAUCCAGUUCCACUGUCCUAUGUGACAGACGCCCCUGAUGCUACUGUUGCAGACAUGCUGCAAGAUGUGUAUCAUGUGGUCACAUUGAAAAUCCAGUUACACAGUUGCCCUAAACUAGAAGACUUGCCUCCUGAACAAUGGUCUCACACAACCGUAAGAAAUGCUCUGAAGGACUUACUGAAGGAUAUGAACCAGAGUUCAUUGGCCAAGGAGUGUCCCCUUUCCCAGAGUAUGAUUUCAUCCAUUGUGAACAGCACUUACUAUGCAAAUGUAUCAGCAGCAAAAUGUCAAGAAUUUGGAAGGUGGUAUAAACAUUUCAAGAAGACAAAAGAUAUGCUGGUUGAGAUGGAUAGCCUUUCGGAACUGUCCCAGCAAGGUGCCAACCAUGUCAACUUUGGCCAGCAGCCAGUCCCAGGGAACACUGCUGAGCAGCCUCCAUCCCCUGUGCAGCUUUCUCAUGGCAGCCAGCCAUCGGUCCGGACCCCUCUUCCAAACCUGCACCCUGGACUUGUAUCCACUCCUAUUAGUCCUCAGUUGGUCAAUCAGCAGCUGGUGAUGGCUCAGUUGCUGAACCAGCAGUAUGCAGUGAACAGACUCUUAGCCCAGCAAUCCUUAAAUCAGCAGUACUUGAACCACCCUCCCCCUGUCAGUAGAUCUAUGAACAAGCCGUUGGAGCAACAGGUCUCAACCAACACAGAGGUGUCUUCCGAGAUCUACCAGUGGGUGCGAGAUGAACUGAAAAGAGCAGGAAUCUCCCAGGCAGUAUUUGCACGUGUGGCUUUUAACAGAACUCAGGGCUUGCUCUCAGAAAUCCUCCGAAAGGAAGAGGACCCCAAGACUGCCUCGCAGUCUUUGCUGGUUAACCUCCGGGCUAUGCAGAACUUCUUGCAGCUGCCGGAAGCUGAAAGGGAUCGAAUUUACCAGGAUGAAAGGGAAAGGAGUUUGAAUGCAGCCUCCGCAAUGGGUCCAGCACCUCUGAUAAGCACACCCCCCAGCCGUCCUCCCCAGGUGAAAACAGCAACAAUUGCCACUGAGAGGAAUGGGAAGCCAGAGAACAAUGCCAUGAACAUUAAUGCUUCCAUUUACGAUGAGAUUCAGCAGGAAAUGAAACGAGCAAAGGUGUCCCAAGCACUUUUUGCAAAGGUUGCAGCAACCAAAAGCCAGGGGUGGCUGUGUGAACUGUUACGCUGGAAAGAAGACCCAUCUCCAGAAAACAGGACCCUCUGGGAGAAUCUCUCCAUGAUCAGAAGGUUCCUCAGUCUUCCUCAGCCCGAACGAGAUGCCAUUUAUGAACAAGAAAGCAAUGCCGUUCAUCACCAUGGUGACAGACCUUCCCACAUUAUCCAUGUUCCAGCAGAACAGAUUCAGAGCCCCUCUCCCACCACCCUUGUGAAAGGAGAGCCUAGAGGUACUUUCUCACCAAGCCUGCUGACCCCUGGACCAUGGCUGGGUGCUGCUCCACAGCAGCAACAGCAGCAGCAGCAACAGCAGCAGCAGCAGCAGCAGCAGCAACAGCAGCCCCAAGCCCAACAACAACAGCCUGGGCCCCGACUUCCCCCUAGGCAGCCUACCGUCGCUUCACCAGCCGAAUCAGAGGAUGAAAAUCGGCAGAAGACACGACCGCGAACAAAAAUUUCUGUUGAGGCUCUGGGAAUUCUACAGAGCUUUAUACAAGAUGUAGGCCUGUAUCCAGAUGAAGAAGCAAUCCAGACUCUCUCUGCCCAGCUUGACCUUCCCAAGUAUACUAUUAUUAAGUUCUUUCAGAACCAGCGAUAUUAUCUCAAGCAUCACGGGAAACUGAAGGACAAUUCGGGUUUAGAGGUGGAUGUCGCAGAGUAUAAAGAAGAAGAGUUGCUGAAAGAUUUGGAAGAAAGCGUCCAAGAUAAAAAUGCAAACUCCCUUUUUUCAGUGAAAUUAGAAGAAGAAUUAUCAGUGGAAGGGAACACGGACAUUAAUGCUGAUCUGAAAGACUAAGAGAAAAGUAUUAUUUUCAUUCAACAGUGCCACUGGUAUUAACUAAUUAAAUGAAAAUUCCAUCUUGCAUUCUCUCAGAAAUCUUUGUUGUUCAUUGUUUGGCCAAUGAGUCUUCAGAAACUUGCACACACACACACACACACACACACACACACACACACGCAUAUACACACACAAAUAUGAAAUGAAAAAAAAAAGAUAAUGCAGACCGCUAAAUGUUUUACUCUGUUUUACAAACUGCUCUACAGCUACAGAUGAAGCGUUGAGGAUUGUUUGAUAUUAAUUUGUGUUCACUGGCUACACCCUGUUUUAUCCAAUAAGCAUGUUACCAGUGAUUUUUGAUUCUGGAGCUUUCAAAGAAGCAUUACAACUUCGGUGAUUCUUGUUUCAUUUUUAUUGUUAUUAUUAUUAAUUAUUCUUCUUAUUAUUACUGUAACACUCCACACUUGAUCUUUGGAAACUCACACUUAUUUUAAAGAAAAAGAGAGUUUGUCGCUCUUGCUCUAUUGUAAAGAACUAUAUACUGUGGAAUGCAGUUUUAAAAUAACACACGCCAACAAAUGCCUUGUAUUAUAUGGCACUGCCGUAAUUCAGAUUUGUUUUCUUUUUUGGAAAUAAAAGGUCACUGUAAUAUUUUUUUUCAUUUUCAUUGUUACAUGAUUUUUAAAAAUGGAAAGAAAAUGUGAAACACAAUUUAGUCCUCAUUAUUUAUUUGUAGAUCCUGCAGCAUCAUGUUGUAAUUAAUUUUUUUUGGAAGUUUCCGUUAAAUGUAAUAUUGCUUCUCUUGUUCUCAUACUGAUUCUUUUCUAUUUAUAAAUGUAUUUUGAUGGGCAGUAAAACAAAGUGUCUUAAAAGUUUUAAAUAGAGAAAAUGUGCUUUACACAGUUGCCUAUAAAAAGUGCUCGAUGUUAUCCAAGCAAUUCAUUCUAUAAGCUUCACUCUUAUUGUUGUAUGCAAUUUUUACUAUCAUGCAAAUAAGCUUAGGUAAAUAAAACUAAUAGAUCACCUUAGAAACUUAUGCAAUUAAUGUGAAAAUAAUUGAUGUUUGCAAUGUGUCUUCCUUUGGUUUACAAUCAAUUUUAAAGCUACAUCUGUAUAAAUUUUCUGUACAAAGGUGUAUUUCUUUUUUAUGAGUUUAUUGCUAUGAAAACACCAGUUAUUUUGUUACAGCUAGCUGUUUUUAUAAGUGUAUCACAAUUUUCUUUAUGCAGAACUGUUCUGACUAGGAGUGGUUAUUGACUGUAACUACACAAUUAAAAUUGUUUGUAUGGUAUGCUA
This is a messenger RNA of Trichosurus vulpecula (common brushtail), 4654 nucleotides long. It is a transcript of the gene SATB1, whose product is annotated as SATB homeobox 1. The coding region runs from base 992 to 3376 and encodes 794 amino acids. The transcript has 12 exons. Lineage: Eukaryota; Metazoa; Chordata; Mammalia; Diprotodontia; Phalangeridae. Gene Ontology annotation, molecular function: RNA polymerase II cis-regulatory region sequence-specific DNA binding; DNA-binding transcription factor activity, RNA polymerase II-specific. The record is from RefSeq and is a predicted model, not a curated record. Gene Ontology annotation, biological process: regulation of transcription by RNA polymerase II; chromatin remodeling.